AGAUAAAAUACAUAGUACAACAUCUAACAGUCCAAUUCCUUGAAGCAGUAAUGCCCAGCACCAUGCUGAGAGGAGACUAGACUGUCUGCCUAAGUCAUUACAGCUAAUUAGCCAGUAGUUCUUACGCAGAAAACACCACAGAGGAGCGUGAAGCAACUGGUGGAGACGCCUCAGAAUUGUCAAGAAAUGUUAUAGUCUCUCUUUCUCCAAUUAAUAAGGGUAACUUUUCUGGCUUACGUUAGCUUUUGUUAAUAUGAUUCUGUAAGGAGUCUUACCUCAAUAAACUAAAGGUAGACUGAAUGUUCUUUUUUUCUCUCUCCUUCUCUUCUACCCCCACACCCACUCUUUCUAAGCUUCUGUCCUUAUAGCAGCUCAGCAUCCUUGUAAGCACAAUAUUCAUACCCUUUGUCUCUUCCCACCCUUUUCAGGGUUGUAUUUCUAUGCUGUGGCCUUAAAAUUUCAGAAAGGGGAGAAAGCCUUUCAGGGAGGUCUGUUCAUCCUGUUAUGCCACUGAGUCCACUUGGCGCUUGAAUGAGGAAAUGUAACCGGAAGAGUGCAAGUGCAGGUUCUGUCAGCUCCACUAAAUACCUUUGAGCCCCUCCCCCCAGGUCUGGAUGGAGGAUACUUUCAAGUGAAAUGACAGACCAGGAGAAUAACAACAACAUCUCAAGUAACCCCUUUGCUGCUCUUUUUGGCUCCCUGGCUGAUGCCAAGCAGUUUGCAGCAAUCCAAAAAGAGCAGCUGAAGCAGCAAUCUGAUGAACCCCCAACUACCCCGGAUGACUCAGAUAAUAGUGUGUCAGAGAGCCUGGAUGAAUUUGAUUACUCCGUGGCUGAGAUUAGCCGCUCGUUCCGUUCACAGCAGGAAAUAUGUGAGCAACUCAACAUCAAUCACAUGAUCCAAAGGAUCUUCCUCAUCACUCUGGACAACAGUGACCCAAGCUUGAAAAGUGGGAAUGGCAUCCCCAGCCGUUGUGUGUAUUUGGAAGAAAUGGCAGUAGACCUGGAUGAUCAAGACUGGCUUGAUAUGAACAACAUUGAGCAGGCCCUCUUCUCUCGCUUAUUACUUCAAGAUCCAGGCAACCACUUGAUUAACAUGACUUCUUCUACAACAUUGAAUCUCUCCGCUGACCGAGAUGCAGGGGAGAAGCACAGUUUUUGUUACCUUUACUCCUGCUUCCAAAGAGCCAAGGAAGAGAUUACCAAAGUCCCAGAGAACCUGCUACCCUUUGCAGUGCAGUGCAGGAACCUCACUGUGUCCAAUACCCGAACAGUUCUCCUCACCCCAGAAAUCUAUGUUGACCAAAACAUCCAUGAGCAACUGGUAGAUUUGCUGUUAGAAGCCAUCCAAGGAGCCCAUUUUGAAGAUGUUACUGAGUUUCUGGAAGAAGUCAUUGAAGCCUUGACAGUGGAUCAGGAAGUUCGGACAUUUCCAGAAGUCAUGAUUCCAGUGUUCGAUAUUUUAUUGGGCCGAAUAAAAGAUCUAGAGCUCUGUCAGAUCCUCCUGUAUGCGUAUCUGGAUGUUCUUCUCUAUUUUACCAGGCAGAAGGAUAUGGCAAAGGUUUUUGUAGAAUACAUUCAACCCAAGGACCCUAGCAAUGGGCAGAUGUACCAGAAGACCUUGCUGGGAGUAAUUCUGAGUAUCUCCUGCUUGUUGAAGACUCCAGGUGUGGUAGAAAAUCAUGGCUACUUCCUGAAUCCAUCUCGCUCCAGUCCCCAGGAGAUCAAAGUACAGGAAGCCAACAUCCAUCAGUUCAUGGCUCAGUUCCAUGAAAAGAUCUACCAGAUGCUGAAGAACUUACUCCAGCUCUCUCCAGAAACCAAACACUGUAUCUUGUCCUGGCUUGGAAACUGUUUGCAUGCAAAUGCAGGCCGCACCAAGAUUUGGGCCAAUCAGAUGCCAGAAAUCUUCUUCCAAAUGUAUGCCUCGGAUGCCUUCUUUCUGAAUCUGGGUGCUGCUCUUCUGAAGCUAUGCCAGCCAUUUUGCAAACCCAGAUCCUCUCGGCUCCUCACCUUUAAUCCCACUUACUGUGCCCUGAAGGAGUUGAAUGAUGAAGAACGAAAAAUAAAAAAUGUACACAUGAGAGGUUUGGACAAAGAAACCUGUUUGAUCCCAGCUGUUCAGGAGCCGAAAUUUCCCCAGAACUACAACCUUGUAACAGAGAACCUUGUCCUGACAGAGUAUACUUUGUACCUAGGAUUUCACAGGUUGCAUGAUCAAAUGGUAAAAAUCAACCAAAAUCUGCAUCGGCUGCAGGUUGCCUGGCGGGAUGCUCAACAAAGUUCUAGCCCUGCCGCUGACAACCUCCGUGAGCAGUUUGAACGACUGAUGACCAUUUACCUUUCUACCAAGACUGCCAUGACUGAGCCUCAGAUGUUACAAAACUGCCUAAACUUGCAGGUGUCCAUGGCUGUUCUUCUGGUCCAGCUGGCCAUAGGCAAUGAGGGCUCACAGCCAAUAGAGCUAACUUUUCCUUUGCCAGAUGGCUACAGCUCUUUAGCUUAUGUGCCAGAAUUUUUUGCAGAUAACCUGGGUGAUUUCCUCAUUUUUCUCCGCCGCUUUGCGGAUGACAUCUUGGAGACGUCAGCAGAUUCCCUGGAGCAUGUCCUUCACUUUAUCACCAUUUUCACUGGAAGCAUAGAAAGGAUGAAGAAUCCUCACCUGAGGGCCAAACUUGCUGAGGUGUUGGAAGCGGUGAUGCCCCACCUAGAUCAGGCCCCAAAUCCCUUGGUAUCCAGCGUAUUCCACCGGAAACGUGUAUUCUGCAACUUUCUACAUGCACCCCAACUUGCAGAAGCUCUAAUUAAGGUCUUUGUGGACAUUGAGUUUACAGGAGACCCUCAUCAAUUUGAACAGAAGUUUAAUUACCGCCGUCCCAUGUAUCCCAUCCUGAGGUACAUGUGGGGGACAGAGACCUAUCGGGAGAGCAUUAAGGAUCUGGCUGACUACGCCUCUAAGAAUUUAGAAGCCAUGAAUCCCCCACUUUUCCUCCGCUUUCUUAAUCUGCUUAUGAAUGAUGCCAUCUUCCUUUUGGAUGAAGCCAUACAGUAUUUGAGCAAGAUAAAGAUUCAACAGAUUGAAAAGGACCGAGGUGAAUGGGAUAGUCUAACUCCUGAAGCCCGCCGAGAGAAAGAGGCUGGCUUACAGAUGUUUGGACAGCUGGCACGUUUUCAUAACAUCAUGUCCAAUGAAACAAUCGGUACCCUUGCCUUUCUGACAUCAGAGAUCAAGUCACUCUUUGUACACCCCUUCCUGGCUGAGCGCAUCAUCUCCAUGCUGAACUACUUCCUGCAGCACCUGGUUGGCCCUAAGAUGGGGGCCUUAAAAGUCAAGGACUUCAGUGAAUUUGACUUCAAACCCCAGCAGCUCGUAUCAGAUAUCUGCACCAUCUAUUUAAAUCUUGGGAAUGAGGAGAAUUUCUGUGCCACUGUGCCCAAGGAUGGACGCUCCUAUUCCCCGACUCUCUUUGCACAGACAGUCCGAGUCCUGAAGAAAAUAAAUAAGCCUGGAAAUAUGAUUGUGGCUUUCAGCAAUUUGGCAGAGAGAAUCAAGUCUCUUGCAGAUCUCCAGCAACAGGAAGAAGAAACAUAUGCAGACGCCUGUGACGAGUUCCUGGAUCCCAUCAUGAGUACACUGAUGUCUGACCCUGUGGUGCUGCCAUCUUCCAGAGUCACUGUAGAUAGGUCCACCAUUGCCAGACAUUUGCUCAGUGACCAAACAGAUCCCUUUAACCGUAGUCCCCUCACCAUGGACCAGAUCCGGCCAAACACAGAACUAAAAGAAAAAAUCCAGCGGUGGCUUGCAGAAAGGAAACAACAAAAGGAGCAACUUGAAUAAAUACUGUGAACUAAACAAACCAAAACCAACCCCAGAGAGUAGAUAAACAAUUGUUUGUGGUUUCUCUUUCUGGUUCUGUUGCUUUUCUUUCUUUUUUUUCUUUACUAAAUUAAAGAACUCCUCUGGCUCAAAUUAUGAUAAUUAAGAUUCCGAAGAACUUUACAGUGCUUCCCUGGCUUGCAGAAGAUUAUACUUCUUAUAGCGUCACCAUCCUUAGAGAUCAUCACCAAUUCUCACCCUUUCCCUCAUCCUAUUCUUUCGUCUUCCCUUUUCUGACCAUAAAUUAAUCUAUAUUAAAUUCAAACUACUAAAA
This is a messenger RNA of Loxodonta africana (African savanna elephant), 4150 nucleotides long. RefSeq names its product ubiquitination factor E4A (gene UBE4A). Bases 637 to 3837 code for a protein of 1066 amino acids. Gene Ontology annotation, molecular function: ubiquitin-ubiquitin ligase activity. The transcript has 20 exons. The record is from RefSeq and is a predicted model, not a curated record. Gene Ontology annotation, biological process: protein polyubiquitination. NCBI's taxonomy places the organism in Eukaryota, Metazoa, Chordata, Mammalia, Proboscidea, Elephantidae. Gene Ontology annotation, cellular component: nucleus; ubiquitin ligase complex; cytoplasm.